GUGACCACAGCGUAGAGGUGAAACUGGGUGGAGCCCAUGUUGAGGGGAGUCCCUUCCUGGUGAAGGCCUACGACGCUACCAAGGUCAAGGUCACCGAUAUCAACUCGGGCACAGUUGGCAAACCUGUCUACUUUGGAAUAAAUGCAUCACAAGCAGGAGCUGGCAACUUGGAGAUCAUAGUUUCAGUGAACGGAUGUAAUGUUCCCAAUUAUGUGCAAUCUGAAGGAAAUGCCAAGUUCAGGGUUAACUUUAAACCCAGGGAGGCUGCCCCUCAUAACCUUAGCGUCAGGUUUAAUGGAGAACCCAUACCAGGUUCACCGUUCACCUGCCGAGUUCUGGAACCUGGCCAGGUAGCCAUCAGUGGCUCAGGCAUAAAGAUGACAGCUGCCGGCAGACCUGCCUAUGUGUACGUGGAUUGCGCCGGGGUACUAUAGACGUGACAGCCACGUCACCAACACAGCGGAGACUGCCUGUCAAGGU
This is a messenger RNA of Nilaparvata lugens (brown planthopper), 480 nucleotides long. RefSeq names its product filamin-C-like. The record is from RefSeq and is a predicted model, not a curated record. The transcript is spliced from 3 exons. The annotation marks the transcript as partial. Gene Ontology annotation, biological process: actin cytoskeleton organization. Gene Ontology annotation, molecular function: actin filament binding. Lineage: Eukaryota; Metazoa; Arthropoda; Insecta; Hemiptera; Delphacidae.